Messenger RNA from Striga hermonthica, 933 nucleotides. NCBI's taxonomy places the organism in Eukaryota, Viridiplantae, Streptophyta, Magnoliopsida, Lamiales, Orobanchaceae. The record is from the annotation of a GenBank genome assembly.
AUGGACUCCACCCCAAUCAUCCUCGCUCACGACUUCCCGCCCUUCUUCCGCAUCCACUCCACCGGCCGCGUCGAGAGGUACCACCGCCAUGACUUCGUCUCCCCCUCCCACGACCCCCUCACCGGCGUCGCCUCCAAGGACGUUUCCAUCUCGGCGGAGAACGGCGCCUCCGCCCGGAUCUAUCUCCCCACCGCCGAUCCCGGCCGCAAACUGCCCCUCCUUGUCUACAUCCACGGCGGCGCCUUCUGCAUCGAGUCCGCCUUCUCCUCCUUCUACCACCGAUACCUAAACGCCCUCGCCUCCAGAUCCAGAUCCGUCGUCGUCUCCGUCGAGUACCGGCUGGCGCCCGAACACCCGAUCCCGGCCUGCUACGAGGACGCCCAUGCCGUGGUCGAGUGGGUCGGGUCUCACUCCGGAUCCGAACCCGGACCCAAUCCGUGGCUGAACGAUCGGGCCGAUUUCAGCCGUGCGUACGUCGCCGGGGACAGCGCGGGCGCCAACAUCGCGCACGACAUGGUCGUUCGAUCAUCCGUGAGUGGGCCCGGGAUCGGGCUGAGAUUCUCGGGCCUGAUCUUGAUCCACCCGUAUUUCGGGGCGGGGAAGCCCGAAAAGCUGUGGGAUUUCCUCUGCCCCGACUCGAAGGGGGCGGGUGACGUCAGGUUGAACCCGGCCGCCGAUCCGGAUCAAUUGGCCCGAUUGGGCUGCGAUCGGGUGCUGGUGUGCGUGGCGGAGAAGGAUCUUCUGAGGAACAGAGGCUUGAUUUACUGCGAGGGGUUGAGGAAAAGCGGUUUUAGGGGUCCGGUCGAGUUGUUCGAGUCGGUCGGCGAGGGGCACGUUUUUCAUUUGUUAGACCCGGUUUGCGAUGGGUCGGGUGUGUUGAUGGACCGGGUUGUGGGGUUCAUAAGCGGGUCUUCAGUGAGGGCACAUUUUUAG